Molecule: messenger RNA, 561 nt
Organism: Lachnellula hyalina
Lineage: Eukaryota; Fungi; Ascomycota; Leotiomycetes; Helotiales; Lachnaceae
Product: PI-PLC X domain-containing protein
Exons: 2
Coding region: 1-561 (186 amino acids)
Biological process (GO): lipid metabolic process
Molecular function (GO): phosphoric diester hydrolase activity
Source: RefSeq, a predicted model, not a curated record
AUGAUUCUCAAAAUCUUUUUCUGGCUCUUUCUGAUUGGUCCCUGCAAAGUCAGCGCAGCUGCUUGCAAUGGGAAUGAUGCACUGUGCUCCAGGAAAUAUUCCAAUAUCACGCAAAUAGGAGCCCAUGACUCGGCCUUUGUUGGGGACUUGCCAACUGACAACCAAAAUCUCGAUGUUACGGGCCAAUUGAACGCCGGCAUUCGAUUUCUUACAGCCCAGACACAUUCGUUUCUCAACCAGAUCUUCUUGUGCCAUACUUCCUGCUGGGAGGAAGAUUCUGGAGUUCUCGCCGAUUAUCUUACUGCUAUCAGAACUUGGAUGGACUCUAAUCCUAAUGAGGUCGUCACAUUGCUCUUGACAAAUGGGGACGCCAUUGCGGUGAGCAUGUUUGCUGACGCAUACGACGAUGCUGGAAUCUCAAAGUAUACCUAUACGCCGCCAAAUCAGCUUGCUUUGGGCGAUUGGCCAACUCUGCAAGACUUGAUAUCCGCUAAUACUCGAUUGAUCACAUUUAUGGACUACAACUCGAACACAGGGACAGUCCCGUAUAUUUUGGAGUAA